GCUUAUUCAUGUGUCUAAUCAUGUGGUUGACCACUUCAAGUGAAACUCCAUCAAAGUACUCAAAUAAAAUCUCUAGUUGUUUCUUUUUGAAGUUUGAAGGAAAAAUUAAGCAUCAUAUUGUUAUUAGUAUGGGUAACUUCAAGAAAAUUUGUGUAUUUUGUGGAAGCAAUUCAGGAAAUAGGAAAAUUUUCAGUGAUGCUGCUCUUGAUCUUGGAACAGAAUUGGUGGAGAGAAAGAUUGAUCUUGUUUAUGGAGGAGGAAGUAUUGGACUUAUGGGAUUGGUUUCUCAAGCUGUUUAUGACGGUGGAUGCAAUGUUCUUGGAAUUAUCCCAAGAGCUCUUGUUUCAGUAGAGAUAUCAGGCCAUGCAGUGGGAGAAGUAUUAGUAGUUUCAGAUAUGCAUGAAAGGAAAGCUGAGAUGGCUCGUAGAGCUGAUGCUUUUGUUGCACUUCCUGGAGGGUAUGGAACUAUGGAAGAAUUGCUUGAGGUGAUAACUUGGUCACAGCUUGGAAUUCAUGAAAAACCAGUUGGACUAUUGAACAUAGAUGGAUAUUAUGAUUGCUUGCUUGGAUUAUUUGACAAAGGUGUUGAAGAAGGAUUUAUUAAGCCUUCAGCCAGAAAUAUUGUCAUAUCAGCUAAAACAGCCAAAGAGCUUUUGGUAAAAAUGGAGGAUUAUAUACCAAUACACAAUCAAGUAGCACCAAGCAAUAGUUGGAACACUGGUGGACCUGUGACAAGAACAUAAUUUUCUGGCUUGAAUAUAGGUUUAUUACCCAAGUGUGAAGAUUGUAUUUUUCAUUGUUUGACAAACACUUUGUAAUUCACCACUCACAUGAAAAUCCCAAAUGAAAAAGCAAAAAAGAAAAAAAUACUUUGGUUUUGAGUAGCAAGAGAUGUUGUAAAUUUGGUAACCAGAACAUUUGAUUUGUCAUUUGUUUAGAAUGGAAUGAGAUUCAACAA
Messenger RNA from Lycium ferocissimum, 958 nucleotides. Its product is annotated as cytokinin riboside 5'-monophosphate phosphoribohydrolase LOG8-like. NCBI's taxonomy places the organism in Eukaryota, Viridiplantae, Streptophyta, Magnoliopsida, Solanales, Solanaceae. The record is from RefSeq and is a predicted model, not a curated record. Gene Ontology annotation, cellular component: cytosol; nucleus. Gene Ontology annotation, molecular function: hydrolase activity, hydrolyzing N-glycosyl compounds. Bases 9 to 743 code for a protein of 244 amino acids. The transcript has 7 exons. Gene Ontology annotation, biological process: cytokinin biosynthetic process.